AUGGUAGAAUCAACAGCUUUGUUUGAUGGAAUUCAAUUUCUUAUUCAAGAUCAUAAAUUGAUCAGACAAUUGUUUGACAGAUGGCAUGAUGCUUCUUCACAAAUUGAUAAGAACAGCAUUGUUGAACAGUUCAUACGUGAAAUUUGUAUGCACGCCUCAGCAGAAGAAAGAUAUUUGUAUCCUCUUAUUGCUGAAAAGAUUGAUGGAGGAAAACUUCUCAGUGAUAGAAAUUAUUUGGAUGAUCAACUCAAUAAGGAAAUGUUACAAUUCAUGCUUGACAAUGUCAAUCAUCAAAAGAGUGACAUGGACAAAUUCGUUUUCAACAAGACAGUAGAAAAGUUUAUUCAAAUCGAAUUGGAACAUUUGCAACAAGAAGAGGAUGAUGUUUUUCCAAGAUUGAAAGCAGUCUUGACACAACAAGAAUUAGUCACUCUUCACAAUGACUUACAAACUGCUAAAAACAAUGCUCCUACUCAUCCACAUCCAAUGGCACCCAUGAAAUUUGGAAGUAAGAUUAUACACCCACUGGCUGGUGCCAUUGACAAGUUGUUGGAUUAUGGAAGUUCAAAGACAAGCACUACUACAACAGGAACAGCAACCACAACUUUAGAAUCGUCAACAUUGAGUGGACCUAGUGAAGUGAAACAGCAAGCAUCGACUCUUCCUGAAGAGAAGCCACUGUUGAGUGAGACCUCUGUUCCAGGAACCAGUCAAGUCUCGGAUGAACAAAAUAAGACAAGUCAAGGUCUUAAUAUUUCUGACAUUCCCAUUCACAGAUCUGAUCAGACACAAACCACGGAUAUCAUGUAA
Naegleria fowleri is the source of this 810-nucleotide messenger RNA. RefSeq lists its product as uncharacterized. The record is from RefSeq and is a predicted model, not a curated record. The coding region runs from base 1 to 810 and encodes 269 amino acids. The transcript has a single exon. NCBI's taxonomy places the organism in Eukaryota, Heterolobosea, Eutetramitea, Acrasida, Naegleriidae.